CUGUUGUGACUGUUGCGAAUGCACCCGAUCGCACUGAUCGCAGAGCCAACGUGUGGUUUGUUGGCAUUUGCGUCUUAUAAUCGUCAAUGAUUUGUGACUUUUCGCUACGCAGUGUAGCAGCUGUGCGGCAGUGUUGGACUAAACAGCCGAGUAGUUUAUUGAUGUGGUCUGUGUCACCGCGAGUAGUGUUUCUACGUUCGACGCAGCGUUUGUCACUGCGUCCGAGUGAUCGAAGUUUUUGAAGACAGUUUAAGCGAGAAAAACUAAAUCGCUUUUGCGGAUCUGUAUAGUUCAAUCACACUUGUUGCGACGGAACUACAAAGCGACAUCGGAUUGGAAAAGAAAUCUGGCGUGUAAAUAGAGCCGUGUUUAUUCCGCAGAGUGAGCCAUGAGUGACCAAUGGGUUGGAUGCGUUGUUGUCGUCGAGUGCGGGGACAUCCUUGGCACGUAUCAAGGAAAGAUCGAAGGUGUCGAUACAGACAAGCAGCAGAUCGUGUUGUCGCAAGCAUCUCGAAAUGGCAUCAAGUGUCACGUCCCACAAGUCACCAUCUGCGCUCAGGACAUUGUGGACCUGAACAUCAUCAAGGCUUCUGGUGGUAGCCGGAGUGAAUCACCAGCUGUGUUGCAAGAAGUUAAUGGUGCUCGGAAAGAUGCCAAGAAGAAAGUUGCUGUCACUCCUAAGAAAGCAGAGGGUCAGCGACGGGCAACGACGGCCGCCAUGAGGGGUCGUGACGACGCCUGCUUCAGUGCCCCAGUCGAUGCCACUGUGCUGGAGCAGGACUUUGACUUUGAGAAGAACCUGGCACUGUUCGACAAGCGGGCAGUGUUUAGCGAGAUCGAUGCCGCCCUGUCACGGCCUGCACUGUGCAGUGACUACUCGGCACAGACCAGCAAGUCUGGGGCGCACAUGGUCGGCACACCGCCCAGCUACCGCUGCGACGAGAACAUCCUAGGUGGAAGCGCAAUGGAGUCCAUGUGUCGCAUCCGAGUGCCUGGCAAGCAAGAGAUGAAUUAUGUAACGGACACGGGGUUGCUAGUGCCAAGUGUGAGCCUGCAGCUGCGCCAGCAGAUACUGGAGGCUGCUGUGCAGUGUGGUUACAGUGCUGAGCGACAGCUGGAGAUGCUUGGGCGUGCUGCAUCAGAGAUGGUGCUGCAGUUGCUUGGCGGUUGCCGCCGGCUAAACCCAGCUAACAGCCACCAGCGCCCCACAGUGGUGGUGGUGUGUGGUGCCCACCGGCAAGGCAGCCAAGUGGUGUGCUGUGGUCGGCAGCUUGCCAACCACGGCGUCGAGGUGUUACUCUGGCAGCUACCUCUGCUGGCUACCGGCUUGGUGCCUGUCGACCCACUGUUUUCAGCUGAGACGGCCCUGUUUCGCAGCAGUGGGGGAAAAGUGCGACUCACUGUAGCAGAGCUUUCUGGCAGCAGAGUGGACAUGGUGCUGGCAAGUCUGGACUCUGUAGACGGUGUAAGCCGAGCCGAUCCGACGACUGUUGCGACCAUGGCCAAUUGGGUCAACCAGAGCAAAGCUCCAGUGCUGUUGGUCGACCCCCCGCCGCGGGGAAGCACAGUGACACCAACUCCUCAGUGGGUGCUCAUGCCCCUUCUUCCACUGGCAAUGGACGAACGCAUUGUUGCCUCGACGGGCCUUUACUUAUGUGACAUUGGCGUGCCCUGUCGCGUCUUCCGUGAUUUGGGUGUUCAGUACGCCUCCCCUUUCGGAUCAAAGUUUGUGGUAGUGCUCCACGCGAAAAAGCCAUGAUGGCCCGGCAAGCGUGCCACUCCGCCCAAGCUGCCGAAGCAUGUUAUGCUUCAAGUCAAAGGAACUGCUCACUCAAUGUAUCACCCAUGAAAAAAAAGACAAGUGAAAUAGAGCGACACAAAAGAAGACAAGUGAGAUGAAAAAUGGACUACUGGCUGACGGUAACGGUGACGAAUGCAGAUGGAGUGAUUGAUUCUGCUGGCCUCCCUUCUUUUCUGUAAGAAAUGUGAUUGUGUCUGUGAGGAGGCUGUGUGUGCACCGUGUUAUUUUUGCCUUUCGCUGCUGCUGAGUGUAUUCAGGGAUGAGUGUUCAUCUGAAGGUUGCUAAAAUAUGUGUUCUGUGUGCAGUGGCUUGCGAAGGAUACGGGUAUGUUAACAGCAAACAAAUGUGGCCAGAACGUAGUCUUAAACAUUGCACAAAAUGACACAUAACAAAAAAACAGUGAUGAGGGCACCUAGGUGGGAGACAAGGAUUAGGAGGCAGACUGCUGGUCAGCAUGCUCAAACGAGAAGAUACUAAAGAGAUGAAACAUUUGGCAGGGAUUGUGGAACUAAGAGAGGAUUUCUAGCAAACGCACAUUUUCAGCACUGUUGUGUAUCUCAUCAUCAGCUUCAAUGUUUCUACAAGAAGAAAAAGAAGUGGCUGUUUGUGCUUUCAUUACUUUGAGUCAGCCUGUGAAGGUCACACAUUUUGUUUGUAGUUAUUGCAACAUUUCAGAGUAAGCUUCUGAAAUUGCCACCGGUGUGCUUCUGUGUCAACUUAUUAAACUAAUGUAGACAAACAGUCUGAAAUUCUGCCUUUAGCGGAGGAAAAGAGUGGAGAAAAGUAAUAUGGACCAAGUGAAUGAUAGUAUCGAAAUAUAAUGUAAAUUUCUUGUACUAUUAUUUUGUCGCGUGGCUCUCUCUUAAAAAUAUUUCACUGCUGUUGAUAGCUACAAUGGCUUUCAUCGCAUACACGCCUCAAGAGAACUGUCCUGAAGACAUGCUAAAGGAAUGACCGCAGCUUUGGUAUAACUUGAUAUUUAUAUAAGACAAUCUAGGGCAGAUUGAUUUUGACCAAUUAAAUGUGUGAUCUCAUUUUGUUCUCUCUUCUAUGGUAACUUGUGGUGUUCACUUCUUAGGGGGCCUAGGUUGCUGUUUUGUCUCUGAAUAAGUGAAAGCUUGCUAAAGGAGCACUUCAUAUUUCUAACUUUUCAUUCUUUGGAUUAGAUGAGGGCCGAGUAUCUAAAAGCCAUAGGAAAAUUACUGCCAUGCCUCAAAGUGCCAUAAAUAAUUUAAUAUAACAGCUUUUCAACAGCCAGUUUUGUUUCCUAUAGUUUAGACUGCGUCGCAAUGUCAUCCGGAAGGUGAUCACAAGGAAGCAGCUAAUCGCGGCGUUUGUGCGCUCACUUCGAACCACUUGAUUGCUUCUUGUGCUGCCAAUCGUCAUGAAAACUGAUGUAGUAGGAUAUCAUAUGACCAAGUGAGCCAAAGUGAGUGUCAAAACGUCACUGUACAGAGCUCCCAUGUGAUCACCUUUGUGGUGGUGACAUUGCGACGUAGUGUAAACUCUAGGAAAUGAAACUUACUGUUGAAAAGCUGUUAUAUUAAAUUAUUUAAAGCACUUUGAGGUUUGGCAGUACUUUUUCUAUGGUUGCAUGGUCCCCAGGCCUUUGUUUAAUGUUAAUGAUGACUAGAUGAAAAAAAAAAAAAGAAA
Messenger RNA from Rhipicephalus sanguineus (brown dog tick), 3454 nucleotides. RefSeq names its product enhancer of mRNA-decapping protein 3 (gene Edc3). Gene Ontology annotation, cellular component: P-body. Bases 389 to 1759 code for a protein of 456 amino acids. Gene Ontology annotation, biological process: P-body assembly; deadenylation-independent decapping of nuclear-transcribed mRNA. NCBI's taxonomy places the organism in Eukaryota, Metazoa, Arthropoda, Arachnida, Ixodida, Ixodidae. The transcript has 6 exons. Gene Ontology annotation, molecular function: mRNA binding. The record is from RefSeq and is a predicted model, not a curated record.